CCUCUCUCCCGCGCCGUGGCCCAAGGGUUCGCAGGGAGUGCGGAUGUUUUAAAAGAUUCCGGCCUCGGGCCGCAUCGUGGACCCCGAGAGGCAGAGGUACGUUUUGCCAUGGGGCAGAAGGCGUCGACCGAGACGGUCUUGGCCAAUGUGAUCCCUGUGAACUCGAAGACGGCGUUCCCCCACGGCUCGCCCGAGCGCGCCAUGUGCGUCAGCGGGGGCGGGUCCCGGGCGCUGUCCUACAGCCUGGGGGUGUACCGCGCCUUGUGGCAGCUGCAGCUGACCGAGCGGCUGCAAGCCAUCAGCUCCGUGUCCGGGGGCUCCUGGUGCUCCUCCAUCUUCAUGUUCGCCAGAGAGUAUCAGAACGCGCCCAUCGACACGGAGACGCUCCUGGGCGAGGUGUACCGCCCGGCGGAGCUGACGAUGAGCGUGCUGAGUGGGGCGGUGGCUCCCCUGGCCUCCGGCAUCGUCAACAACAACUCCACCCAGCUGUUGGCGACAAUCGCGGACGAGAUCAAAGGUGACCUGUAUCAACUCUGGCCCCACUUCAUCUCGCGCUGGCUGUACCAAAACUUCAGCCAGUUGGGCAAUUUAGACGCCUACAUGGCCUUGAACGAGGAGCAGGUGGCGCGCAUCAAGGAGUGGAACCCCCAGCUGGAGAAGAAGAGCUUCGUGACGCCCAUCGAGGCACAGCGCCCCAAGCAGUAUAUCAUCAACGGCACUCUGCUGGCGCCGUUGAAAUAUGAGGCCACCAAUAAGAAUGCCGUGUGCAUGCAGAUGAGUCCAGACUACUCUGGAUGCCUGUUUUAUCCAGAUGACUCGCGUGUGAAGUAUCCCUACGCGCCGCUUUGCCCAUGCACGCCAGAGGCGGUAUACGCUUGCAAAGCCAUUACGCGCACGGUGGGCGGAGGUGUGGUGGAGUCCUUCGCCUUCGGCGGCGCGGCGCCGGAGGGGAAGGCCCAGCAGGGCGGGGAGAAGGUGGCGGUGGGGAAGCCCAAGACCAGCUUGAGCCUCUGCAAGGCGGUCAGCAUCAGCAGCUGGGCUUUGGCUGGUGCCUUCGAACAGACCCGUGAGACCGGGACGUUGUUCAAUAUCCGAGACGAGUACUGGCCCGUGACGAGCGCAAAAUUGCCCAAAAAGCAGGAGGCCAUCACCUACGAGUUCGGGGACGGGGGGCUGACCGACAACGGGGGGGUCAUCCCGCUCCUGCAGCGGAGCGCCGAGAAGGUGAUCUGGGUGUGCAACAGCUAUCGCUCCCUGGACCCCAGCUACGACUGGUCCAAAGCCACUCCGGAGAACUUUGAGCCCCAGGCUGCUGGCAUCGUGGAUCAGGUCUACUACACCUUCGGGUACAAAUGCCCGGCGAAGAACGGCUACUGGGACAACGACCAGGUCUUCGAGAAAGAGGUGUGCCUGUCCCUUUGCAAAGAGAUCAAGCGGCUCAUCGACGAGGGCAAGCCCUGCAUCGUGCGGAGGAAGCUGAAGGUGGUACCGAACACCUGGUGGGGCGUCAAGGGCGGCUAUGAGGUGGACCUCCUCUUGAUCUACCUGGCGCAGUGUUCCGACUUCGAGAGCCAUUUGCCCACCGAAACGCGGGCCGAGAUCGAGAAGGGCGCGGCCGGCCCUUUUGCGAACUAUCCCAUCUACAAGACGGAGUUCCAGAACACCGGCGACGCCACUGGUCUGACCAGAGCGCAAGUGAACUUGCUGGCGUCACAGGGCUAUUACAGCGUCAUGACCAACAUUCCGGAAUUCCGGGACAUCCUGAAGUGAUGCCUCUUAAAAUUCUGGUGGGAGAGUCAUUGCCCCCCAAAAACUGAUCUUGAACUUCCAGUUUGUGUGCAUGUGCUCUUGUAUCUUGUGGGAAAAUACUUGCCCCUUGAAAUUUCUGAUUUUGAACUUCCAGUCUCUAGCAUGUCUGGCGCACACACGUACGUGUACUUGCGCGCUCUUGGACGGCUAUGCCUCCAGUGCAUGUCACAGGUGCAAAGGCGCCUGUACCCAACUGGAAGCAUAUGUGCGAAAGG
Effrenium voratum is the source of this 2024-nucleotide messenger RNA. Lineage: Eukaryota; Dinophyceae; Suessiales; Symbiodiniaceae. The record is from the annotation of a GenBank genome assembly.